Molecule: messenger RNA, 5347 nt
Organism: Mastomys coucha (southern multimammate mouse)
Lineage: Eukaryota; Metazoa; Chordata; Mammalia; Rodentia; Muridae
Gene: Slc30a1
Product: solute carrier family 30 member 1
Exons: 2
Coding region: 389-1900 (503 amino acids)
Biological process (GO): intracellular zinc ion homeostasis; zinc ion transmembrane transport; detoxification of zinc ion
Cellular component (GO): membrane; endoplasmic reticulum; Golgi apparatus
Molecular function (GO): zinc ion transmembrane transporter activity; calcium channel inhibitor activity
Source: RefSeq, a predicted model, not a curated record
CAGGGCUGUCGUGAGGCGGCUCUGGCCAAUGGGGAGGCGAGCCGGGCCUGGGGGGCGGGGCAUCGGGGCCUUGUCACGCUCGGGUCCGUGUGAAAACGGGGGUUCCGAGUGCAAAGCAAAGUUUUUUUGUAAACCGUCUGCAAAGGCGGGGGGGCGAAGACGGCGGUCGCCGCCGGGCCGAGCGCAGUCGCCGCGGACGCCGUCUCCCGAGCGCCUCGGUCCGAUGCUCCGCAGCCCCUCGGCACGCCGUGGCCCGCCGCGCCCUCCGCCUCGCCGGUCCAGCCGAGCGCCGGCUCUUGAGUAGCUGCGCGGCCGGCGGUUUCCCCCACAGCGCCGCUCCCGCGUCCGCGUCCGCUUCGGCGUCCGCGCCGAGCCUCAGGCCGCCGCCAUGGGCUGCUGGGGCCGCAACCGCGGCCGGCUGCUGUGCAUGCUGCUGCUGACCUUCAUGUUCAUGGUGCUGGAGGUGGUGGUGAGCCGGGUGACCGCGUCGCUCGCCAUGCUGUCCGACUCCUUCCACAUGCUGUCGGACGUGUUGGCGCUCGUGGUGGCGUUGGUGGCCGAGCGCUUCGCCCGGAGGACCCACGCCACGCAGAAGAACACGUUCGGCUGGAUCCGCGCCGAGGUGAUGGGCGCGCUGGUGAACGCCAUCUUCCUCACGGGGCUGUGCUUCGCCAUCCUGCUGGAAGCCGUCGAGCGCUUCAUCGAGCCGCACGAGAUGCAGCAGCCGCUCGUGGUGCUGAGCGUCGGCGUGGCGGGGCUGCUGGUCAACGUGCUGGGGCUCUGCCUCUUCCACCACCACAGCGGCGAGGGCCAGGGCGCGGGCCACGGACACUCGCACGGCCACGGCCACGGCCACCUCUCCAAGGGCGCGCGCAAGGCGGCCCGCGCGGGGGGCGAGGCGGGCGCGCCGCCCGGCCGGGCGCCGGACCAGGAGGAGACCAACACACUGGUGGCCAACACCAGCAAUUCCAACGGGCUGAAGGCGGACCAGGCAGAGCCAGAAAAAUUGAGAAGUGAUGAUCCAGUGGAUGUACAGGUAAAUGGGAACCUCAUCCAGGAGUCUGACGGUCUGGAAUCAGAAGACAACAGGGCUGGACAGCUGAACAUGCGAGGAGUGUUCCUGCAUGUCCUUGGAGAUGCCUUGGGCUCCCUGAUCGUGGUAGUGAACGCCUUGGUCUUUUACUUUUCCUGGAAGGGUUGUACUGAAGACGACUUUUGUAUAAACCCAUGUUUUCCUGAUCCCUGCAAAUCGUCUGUAGAGAUAAUGAACAGUACCCAGGCCCCGAUGCGUGAGGCUGGCCCGUGCUGGGUACUCUACCUAGAUCCAACCCUUUGCAUUAUAAUGGUUUGUAUACUUCUUUACACGACUUACCCAUUGCUUAAGGAAUCUGCUCUCAUUCUUCUACAAACUGUUCCUAAGCAAAUUGACAUCAAACAUUUGGUAAAAGAGCUACGAGAUGUUGAAGGAGUUGAGGAAGUCCAUGAGUUACACGUCUGGCAGCUCGCUGGAAGCAGGAUCAUCGCCACGGCUCACAUCAAAUGUGAAGACCCAGCUUCGUACAUGCAGGUGGCCAAAACCAUUAAAGAUGUUUUUCACAAUCAUGGAAUCCAUGCUACUACCAUCCAGCCUGAAUUUGCUACCGUAGGCUCUAAAUCAGGUGUAGUCCCCUGUGAACUUGCCUGCAGAACUCAGUGUGCUCUGAAGCAGUGCUGUGGGACACGGCCACAAGUCCAUUCUGGAAAGGAUGUGGAGAAGGCGCCAACAGUCGGCCUUUCUUGCUUAGAACUCAGCGAAAAUCUAGAGAGGAAGGCCAAGAGGACUAAAGCUGAAAGCAGUCUCCCUGCUGUGGUGGUAGAGAUUAAAGACGUGCCAGACAGACAGCCCGAAUCAUCCUUGUGAGUCUGGAGAAAGAGAUUUGACAUUUGCUUUUAAACGGCAAGAGAAAAUAGACUCCAUUGAAAUACCAAGUUUGCCAAGUAGUGUAUUUGAAGUCCUUGUCUGGUCGCACAGUUUAAUUCUAUUUUUGUAAGAACAUAAUGGAACUGCAUAGUAGAGUGUGCUACAUUACAGCCUUGUGAUUAUUAGUGCAUAGUGCAGCUAUGCUGGAACACAUUUUGAAAGCCAGUUUUAACACUAUGUUACAUUUUUGUUUAAAGUAAGUAUAAACCUUAUAUGACAUAAUGACAUUUGAUUCCUGGUUUUCCCAUGAUAAAAAUUAGGGGGAUAAAUAAAAUUGUUACUGGAAUUUCUCUGCUUUUCUUUCCCCCCAUUGUUAUAUCUUAUCUGUUAGGAUUGUAAUUGCUAGGCCUUUAAAAUCAUCAAGUUUGUUUGCUUUGAUGUUUGAGGGGAUAGUUACUUGCCCUUUGAGAUCAUAAACAUAGCACAAUGGCAGCAUAUUUCCAGAGCGAGUCAUGACUAUUAGCAGGAAAUAAAUUUAGUUACUACUCUGUGCUCUCUGCUGAGUAGUAGUCCAAGUAAACUGUGAGAUAAUUCACAAGAUGAGCUAUAGUUUACACAUUGUGGAGCAUAUCGGGGAUAAUAGCAGAGAAGAAGGCAGUUACUGCAUAAUGUUGAUUACAGCUCUAAAUUAUCUUGAAAAUCUCCAGUGGCUUUAUUCUACCAAAGUCAGUCUAAACAUGUUUGCAGUGUUGCUUUCUUUCAAAGACUGGUAUUAGCAACAUUGAACUAAAAGGUUCUAAAUGCAUGAAUAUUUUUUUGAGAAUGCAGACUUGUCUUGGCUCCUUAACUGCAAACUAUUAAUCUUAAAUUUUGUCUAAAAGAAACUUCCAUAGUGACCCGUCAGGUGGAUUGAAUACCUUCUUCAUGUGCAGCCAACACAGUGUGUGCUUAGCCAAGAGCCAGUGACUUGAAAAUGAAAUCAGGUGGCUCAUGCAAUUUACUUUAGAAAGCAAAACCAGUAAGAGGAAGACUUAGGUCUUUAGCCGCCUGUCUUGGCAUGCUGGCUUGCUGUGCUUCCUCUGCAGGACGCCGCACUUUGCACCCAGGAAGUCAUUCACGGCUGCUCCAUGGCCACAGGUUUCAAAUCCAACGCAGACAUUUGAAGAUUUUUAAGUUAUAUUUUCCUUGAUAGAGAAAGGUUAGUGCUUUGUGAAGGAAACGUAGAUUUUGUCUUCAAAGGCGUGAUUAUUAAUAUCAGUAAUGUAUAGCUCUAUUUUUCUAGGAACAAAGUAUUCUGACUACAAUAACUUUUAUAGCUGACUACUUUUGGGAAAGUUAACUUUUGGGAUUUGAAAUAAUUCAUUGCUUAAUAAUCUGAAAAUGGAAGUGUUAAGAGUACGACAGUUACUUUAAGGGAUGGUCUCUCCCCUGGAGUCAUAAGCCUGUUGCUGGCAAUGGGCCUACUUAAGAACAGCUGGAUUUUCUGAUAAGAAAUUUAAUUUUUGGAACAUAGUUUGUAAGUUCACAUUUACUACACUGGGCCAACCAUCAACCUACAUAAUACUUCACUAAUGUGUGAUCUAACCUCUUGGCAGGUGGUUACUUUGACUUUAGCAAAACAUUUGUUUUUUUUUUAAAAAAAAACAUGAAAUUGAGAGGUGUGUGAGUGGUGUGAGGGAGCUCCAGUUGUCUCAGAUGGUACUGUGCUGAAGGUUUCAGUGUUCCCACAGUGGUACAGGAGGACCUCGGAAGCCUACGGCAUCCAGGAGGUAUCCUUCAGAACGCUCUGGGCAGGUUUAUGUCAUGGGAAGGAGGGCUGUGUCAGUCUGAUUUUCAGAAGUGCUUUAAGGUGGUGGUGGCCUGGGUGAAGUGGCUUCUAUGUAAAAAAGUGGUAUCAUAGGCUUUCUUUUCAAAGGUGUUUGUUAUAGCAAAAUCCAUGGGCACCAACUCCCCUUGAGGUUCUAGAGAAUUAUUUAUUUCUUUACAGUGCACUUUCUAACCCAUUUUUAAAGUUAUAUUAGGGUUAUCUUUAAGAAGAAAAGACGUUUUUAUAUUUAAAUGUUGUGGGAUUUGAGUGUCUUUUCCAAAAUAGCUUAUUUCUUGAAAGAAAAUGAGGAGCUACCUUGGCCUCUUCGGGACUAUCCCAUUGUUUAAGUGUGCUUCCUCUCUGGGCAUCAGGGCUGGGGGAGGCUUCCCUGGUUCUGUCUUACUUGAGCCAGGUCAGUGUGGAGCUGAGUGAGGAAGUGCUGCAUGCUGCCACAGUACACUCAAACAAGGAAUCCUUCCAGCCAUGUGCAGCCUUGGAACAAUGGACUUGAUUUCCCAUGGUCAGCUUUUAACUUGUAGGAGUAAUUCUUUUCUGGGGGGUGGGGGCGGGUUAGCUACAUUGUAGACGGACAGGCUAGAACAUGAAAAACAAUCCUGGAACAUUUACUGUAUUUUCACACCCGAAACAAAAUGCUGGGUAGCUUUAUCCUAAGAUGCAUAAUUUGAGCAGGAAGGGUUUUCAUCAAGUUUACUUUGGAGGGUCUCGGGAGGCUGUUUAUAUGUGUGUGUCUUGUCAGCAUCCGUUAUUUUGAGUUCCUGAAAGUUUUGAGGGAAAAGAAAACCUAAUGUGAAGUAUUUGGUAGGUAAACUGUUUUUGAAUGUUUUUACUGUUUUACAAGCAGAUACCAUUUGAACAACAACAACAAAAAAAUGUCAUUAACCUGCUGUCUUAAGGUAGCCCUCACAAAUCUAGAGAGUGGUUCAACAAUAGGAAAUAUUUAUUUUAGUACUGCAUUUCAGUUAAGUGGUAAACAGUGUUAAGAGGUCUGGGAAAGUGGAAGGCUUUUGUUGUCUUCGAAAUUGAAACUGCCCUAGUGCUUCACAGUCUGGAGAAUGGGACUGUAAUCACACUAUUUUGAUACAGUGCUGCAUAUAUACAUAUGCAUAUGUAUAUGCUGAUCCUAUUUUGUUUUACUAACAAGCUCUGGAAUAUUUAGCAGUCAUUUUCACUGGCACAAGAGCCUUUUGUAUAUUAAAUCAAUUUAAACUUUUAAACCAAAAAUAUUAAGGUUCAGUGUCAGGCAAAAAAGAUGCUGAGGAGAAUGUAACAUAGAAUUGAUACGUGGUUGUAUAAAAGGACACAAAUGGCCAUGCUAUGGGUCUACCUUGAAACAGCACAAUGGGGUGUUAGUGGGUCUGAUUCUCUAAGAUGCUCUCGAGUAGAUCCUGUCUUCUGCUGCCCGUCCUCUGGGCCAACGGCGCAGUUGAUGAGGCUCAUCUCGAACUCGAAUGCGGCAACCUUUUCCCUAACUUGUGUGUGUUUUAUGACUGUGUGUUAUUUCCAAAGCUGUUCCUACCUCACCGUGAGGCUUUAUGGAUUGUUAUGUACUAUAAAUGUUCUAUAUGAGACAAGACUACUGUGUUUCUUUUCAUUUAUUAAAAGUUAAGUAGAAAAAUAAA